Messenger RNA from Priapulus caudatus, 927 nucleotides. RefSeq names its product variable charge X-linked protein 1-like. The record is from RefSeq and is a predicted model, not a curated record. Lineage: Eukaryota; Metazoa; Priapulida; Priapulimorpha; Priapulimorphida; Priapulidae. Bases 1 to 927 code for a protein of 308 amino acids. The transcript has 3 exons.
AUGCUGGAGGUCGCCAACGCUCGCUCCAUCUGCAUCGCAAGCGCGGCCGUCGCCACGGCAACCGCGCCCUCUUCCUCGUCGGAGCGGCGCGAGCUGCGGGAGUCGGAAACCGUUGCCGCGCGCGUCGCGAGGGGCGGCGGUGGCCGGCGCCCCUAUGAGAGGGACUCCGCGACGUCGACGGGAACAGCCGGCCCGGCGCCCGGCGGCGGCCACUUCAGGGCGCUCGGCGCGGCGAAGCCGGAACGCGAUCUGAUCGCGCGGGAAAGAAGCGCGGUGGCGCCGCGCGUCGCCGACGGAGGUGGCAGCACCUGCGGGGGCGACCCGACGGCUCGACGUAGAGGGCAGCACGCGGGCCUCGGAACCCGUCGACACUCGCGGCAACGGGGCGCACCCGCGGGCGACGACAGAACGAACAAGCGCCGCUCCCGAGAUGGAGCGGAAGGUUCCGCGACGGAGUCUUCGUUAGUCCGGCGACCGAUCCCGCGUGAACAACACGGUUCCACGCAGGAACACGCGUCCGAUGUCAGUGUGGGUGCAGCGGGCCGUCAGUUCGGACCCAUUCUCCUGGAGAAAAAAAAGGAACAACAUGGUGAACUUCCCACGGAAAAUGAUCGGCAACAGUACGAACCUCUGAUGAAAAAGGACCAACGAUUCGAAUCGCCAGUCAUAACUGAACAGCGCUUAGAAUCGUAUCAACAGGAAGAACACAAACCUACUGAACAUUUACCAGAGGAACAUUCACAGCCUGAACAACCUGUAGAAAAAUAUCCACAACCUGAACAAUCUAUAGAAGAAUAUCAAAAGCCAGAACAAUCUAUAGAAGAACAUCCACAGUCAGAACAACAUAUAGAAGACCAACAUAUAGAACAACAUCCACAGUCUGAAGAAACCUAUAGAAAACAUCCACCAGCCAGGAAAACGCUUUAG